This is a messenger RNA of Micropterus dolomieu (smallmouth bass), 5812 nucleotides long. RefSeq names its product phosphodiesterase 8B (gene pde8b). The coding region runs from base 91 to 2697 and encodes 868 amino acids. The record is from RefSeq and is a predicted model, not a curated record. Gene Ontology annotation, biological process: signal transduction. NCBI's taxonomy places the organism in Eukaryota, Metazoa, Chordata, Actinopteri, Centrarchiformes, Centrarchidae. Gene Ontology annotation, molecular function: 3',5'-cyclic-AMP phosphodiesterase activity. The transcript is spliced from 22 exons.
UGUGCAGGCAGCUGUGGACGACAGAAAGGUGGUACCCAAGUGUCGGUGUUUAUUAUCUGGGAUCGGACUCCGGAGGCGCGUCGCUGAGGUAUGGGCUGCGCUCCCAGUAUCCACGUCUCUCAGAGCGGGGUGAUCUACUGCCGAGACUCAGACGAAUCCAACUCCCCCCACCAGACCACCACCAUCUCUCAGGGCACCGCGGCCACGCUACAUGGGCUCUUCAUCAAAACCGAUGCGGCCGAGACCAUCCCCUCUGUCAUCACCUACCAGAACCGGCACUCGCGCAACAACUCGUACCGGGAUCGCAAGGAGAACAGCGGUGGACACAUCCGCAUCGAGGCCGAGACGCAGACCAGCCACACCAGCGUCAAGGUUUCAGCUACAGAAGAAUGUGUAGGACCUAUGAGACUGACUCAAGAGCCAAUUCAGGUCCUGCUAGUGUUCGCCAAGGAGGACAGCCAAAGUGAUGCCUUCUGGUGGGCCUGCGACCGUGCUGGGUUCAGGUGUAACAUCGCACGGACGCCCGAGUCUGCCGUUGAGUGUUUCCUGGACAAGCACCAUGAGAUUAUAGUCAUUGAUGGACGCCACUCACGCUACUUUGAGCCUGAGGCUGUAUGCCGGCUGAUCCGCGCCACAAAGCCCUCUGAAAACACAGUUGUUCUUGCCGUUGUGCCACAAAAACCUGCUGAUCAGGACGAGCCAUCUGUCCUUCCUCUCCUCUGUGCUGGAUUUAGCAGAAGGUUUGUGGAGAACAGCAGUGUGUCAGCCUGCUAUAAUGAGCUCGUACAGAUUGAACACGGAGAGGUGCGCUGCCAGUUCAAACUCAGGGCUUGUAACGCGGUCUUCACAGCUUUGGAGCACUGCCAAGAGGCGGUGGAGAUCACCAGUGAGGACCACAUAAUACAGUACGUGAACCCAGCGUUCGAGCGGAUGAUGGGCUACCACAAGGGGGAGUUGAUCGGGAAGGAAUUGACAGAGCUCCCCAAGAGUGACAAGAACAGAGCUGACCUGCUGGACACAAUCAACACCUGUAUCAAAAAAGGAAAGGAAUGGCAGGGUAUUUAUUAUGCCAGAAAGAAGUCAGGCGACAGUAUACAACAGCAAGUGAAGAUAACACCUGUCAUUGGCCAAGGAGGGAAGAUUCGACAUUUUGUAGCCAUCAAGAGAGCUCAUGUUGACAACAAUAAUCAGGUCCACAAGUUCAACAAGGAGGAGAGAUGCAGCGGGGAGCAUUCUCAGUCAGAGUGCCAUUCUCUACGCCACCGGGACAGGAGGAAAGAUUCAGUUGAUGCCAGAUCGCUCAGCUCUCGUGGUAGUGACGCUCCCAGUUUACAGAAUCGAAGAUAUUCCUCUAUCGCCAGGAUUCACUCCAUGACUAUCGAGGCUCCCAUCACCAAGGUAAUAAACAUCAUCAACGCAGCCCAGGAGAACAGUCCAGUAACAGUAGCCGAGGCACUGGAUCGUGUGUUGGAGAUCCUGAGAACCACCGAGCUCUACUCCCCUCAGCUCGCCUCCAAAGAAGAUGACCCCCACACCAACGACCUGGUUGGGGGGCUCAUGAAUGAUGGGCUGCGUAGACUCUCUGGGAAUGAAUAUGUCUUCUGCAAAAAUAUGAGCCAGAGCCAGCUGGCCAUCCCAAUCACUCUGAAUGACGUCCCUCCACCCAUUGCUGAGAUGCUGAAUGAUGAGGAGUGCUGGGAGUUCAACAUCCUGGAGCUGGAGGCAGCUACACACAAGAGACCGCUGACUUACCUCGGACUGAAGAUCUUCACGAGUUUCGGUGUGUGUGAGUUCCUGAACUGCUCGGAGGCCACGCUGCGCUCCUGGCUGCAGGUCAUUGAGGCCAGCUACCACUCUUCAAACUCCUACCACAACUCCACACAUGCCGCAGACGUGCUGCACGCUACAGCCUACUUCCUACGCAAAGAGAGAGUCAAGAGCAGUCUGGAUCAGCUGGAUGAAGUGGCGGCACUGAUAGCAGCCACAGUGCACGAUGUGGACCACCCAGGCAGGACAAACUCCUUCCUGUGUAACGCCGGUAGUGAACUGGCGAUCCUCUACAAUGACACAGCUGUGCUGGAGAGCCACCACGCAGCCCUCGCCUUCCAGCUCACUGUCCGAGACAGCAAGAGCAACAUCUUCAAGAACACAGACAGAAAUCAGUUCCGAACACUGCGACAGGCAAUUAUUGACAUGGUGCUGGCUACAGAGAUGACCAGACACUUUGAGCACGUCAGCAAGUUUGUCAACAGCAUCAACAAGCCGAUGGCUGCCAUAGAGGAGACCAGUAGCAUGAACAGCGACUGCGAGGGUCAGGCCAACAUCAGAAACUCUCCAGAGAACCGUUUGCUGAUAAAGAGGAUGUUGAUCAAGUGUGCAGAUGUGGCAAAUCCCUGCAGACCGCUCGAGCUCUGCAUCGAGUGGGCUGGACGGAUCUCUGAGGAGUAUUUUGCACAGACAGAUGAGGAAAAGAGACAAGGGCUGCCGGUGGUGAUGCCAGUGUUUGACAGGAACACCUGCAGCGUGCCCAAAUCUCAGAUCUCCUUCAUAGACUACUUCAUCACUGAUAUGUUUGACGCCUGGGAUGCCUUCGCCUGCCUACCUGGUCUCAUGGAACACCUGUCGGAGAAUUACAAGUACUGGAAGAGCCUGGAUGAGAUGAAGUGUAAGAGCCUGCGUCCUCCCCCUCCUUCUUGACCAAUUCCUAAUCGCCUCCUCUCAUCCAUCACUCCGGGCAGGCUAAGACAGCGAACGCAGCCCUGCAGUGGAACAAAGUCUCUUCAGCUGUGAUUCGACGGAGCUCUGUGCCCUCCCGGGCACCCCCGGACACGUUCUCGGACCCAAAGCUGGUCAAUCGGGGGACUCUGAAAGCAGACAUCACUGACUGAUGAACACUGAGACGCUGUUUCAAUCUCAAAUCACAGCCUCUUUUCUUGUUUGGUUCUCGUGGAGGUGGUGUUCUGCCAGUUGAGAACAGGUUGUCAUUUGAGGGCCCCGCCGACUCUCUGUUGUCACUUUAUGGCCCUGUUAAGUAUUCCAAAUAGCACCGCUACAAAACUGUGUUGACCUCAUCAUUCACUUGACAAUCUGUACCGUCCAUUGUAACACAUCAGAAACCUGCACUUUAGCUAAUCAAGACACUUUCAUUUUGAGCUCCUUCUUGCUAUUUUUGCUUUUCAGUAGUUUUUUUUCUCAGUUUUCUUUAAACAGAUCUUUUUAUUCUACGUCUGUCUAUUGCUGUAAAAGAAAUGUGGUGAAUAACGUGGUCACCAAAGCUAGAGUCACUAACUGAGAAUAAGUACCAAGACGGAUCUGUUCGUGCUUGCCGGUUAAUGUGUGUGUACUAAAUUGCCAACUUGUGAAGGUGCUCAUCUGGAAAUUAUUCUUAUAAACUGUGAUAAGGUCUACAGUAUGAGACACACUUUGACUUGUGUCUGGGACCAAAUUCUUAGCAAACCCUGUCGGCCCUGUACAGAAAGAACUUGUUUAAGAAAGGGGAGCAAGUACCAGGAUCCAAUCAGAGAGGGAGAACCAGCACAAAGGUUUUCUAAAUGUCCAGCCCCAGAUACAGAGGUAGCCUCCUAGAAGACCUGUGUUUGUGAUGACUGCUGGAUCUAAAGAUCAUGUAGCUCUGUAACAAGUGGUGAAACAUCUCCCUCAAAAAUCUACUGUUACGGUAACUUCCUCUACAUCACCGUCCUUUGUGCUCAAGACAGUGGCGAUCUUUGUCAAACCUGUAUGUCAGAACAAAUGGAGGAACAGAAUUGCACUGUAUCAGAGUUGUCUAAGUUAGACGUGAUACUUUCAUCAAACAAUAACGUCAGAUGUUACUUGCAUAGCUUUGUGACACUAACUGUAGACAUUUGCACCCGAAUAAGAAGAAACCUGACUUGCUAGUAUCUGAACAAUGCAAGUAGGCUAUACGUGUUCUAUGUGAAGCGACACUGACUGUUGUAUGGUGCAGGCACAGAUGUAUGAAGGAGCGCCAGAUCCAUGUUCAGAUCCAGCUUGUAAAAACAGCAGCUGCAGAGCCAGUGUCUAACACCAAUCAGCUCCGGCCCGCACAUGUUUUUUGUUAAACCAGUUUUACUGUAUCUCAAAUAAUCCAAACUGCAAUUCACCUUACAGACAUUUGGCUCUCUUCUGGGAGAAAUCUAGCUGCGUAUGAUUCUUAAAUUAUUUGGAUUCAGAUAAACGAACUAAAGAGGCCAUGGGAUGAUGAGAUUUGUAUGAUGUGUCUGCCCUCUGGUGGCUACUUGGGGGUGUUGCAGUGGUGGUACGCAUCAGAAAAUUAAAUUCACACAUGAAGGUGAAACAGUAUUGGGAAGGUGUUAGCAUCUAAUUAAAUUAGAAAUCAAAAUGGCGAUUAGUGGUUAAAUCUGCAGAUAUCCAUGAACUACCUGAGCUGCUUUGGUCAAAUGGUGUAAUUUCAUUAUUAUGUAAAACCAGUUCUCGUCCCAAGACUUCAUCUGAAUGAUGGUCAUGAGUGAAGUAGGAGGUGUUGCUGUGUGCUUACAGUAUGCGUGUAGUUAAUCCAGGAAAUGCACAUUACAGUAUUAACCAAAGGCACAGAGAGCUCUUUACAGGUGCCUUAUUCUUUGGUCAUCUUUACCGAAGUAUUUUUAGGCUGAAAUAGUUUCUCCUGAAAGAAUUAGAAGAAAAGCCAUACAUGUUUUAGAUAUUUUGAAAAAAAUAUGACUCUCUCGGUAUAUUACUUUAUGGUCUGUGCUGCAGUUUUGAGUUAACAUGGUGAGUCAGUGUUAAUAGUUUAGCCAUGAUGGUCCGGACAUUUUAUCCUUUCUGUUUUGUACAACUCUGUGGUUUUUAAAAGACUGAAUCAGGUGAUGUUGGAGCAGAUGUGAAUUCCACUAUUGGUUUGUCAAUCAUCAUUUCAGUUCACUUCAAAUAGAGAGAGCUGAUCAGGUCCAUGUUAAAUGCAUUUAUAAGAUGUAGUCAUUUCAUUGAUGACCAAGGUCUUAAUCAACGCCUUAAUCUUGUCACAUCUCAGUGUUUAGGUCUGCUAUUGUUGCAAUACACUGUAAACUACCUAAUGUACCUGCUGUUCCUGUAAAUACUCAACCAAUUUUUUUUUUUGCUUUGCAUUUUACAUAAUUUGCUUAUGUAACUUUUUUUGGCUGUUAUAUGUUGCAGGGAUGAUUUCCAAAAUCUAUAAAACAAGAUUUUAAUGUUUUUACAGUGACUUGAAAUGAGUGUUUCAUGACAUGACGCUGUCACUGAUCAGAAGAUAUUUUUGCUAGACGAUAACGAAAGAUUUCUAUUCAAAAAGAUAAUUUAAAUAUUUCAGAUUUACAAGUCAAACAUGCCUUUUUCUGUGAGCAGCAAUGACUGGAAUGUGAUGAUAUGAAUUAAUCAGAUGACCAAUCGCUUAAUGCCUCGCUUUGAGUCUGAGGCAGAACCAGAUUGUAUAACUGCUUGUUAUAUAAUAAGCCUUCAUCACUUACAGUGAUUUCUAUUUCCUCUCUUUCACCUCUGACGCUGAUGGCCGUGGCUGCAGACGUGCCAAUCCGGUGUCAUUUUGUAUAAUUUAUAAACAGAACAAUAAUUAGAAACUGAUGUUGUAUUCAGUAUAAAUUAUUUUUCAACGAAACAAAUUAUUAUUGGCCAUGAGAACUGUAAUGUGUUUUGAAAGAUUGUAUUGCCUCAUGCAUAGUGGAAAAAAAGCUUUCCAUCAGUCACUUAAAAUGUUUGUUAAAAAAUUUAGUUUGCGCUCUGAAUUUUGAUGUCUUAUUUUGCUGUUCUGUCAAACACAAAUGUAUUGUGAGAGACAAUUAAAAAAUUCUUUAAAUAUGAA